GAGUAGCGGCCGUCGAGCGAGCGCGCGGUUUCUCUCAGGCUCUGACGAGAAAAGUUAGCUUUUGGGAGCGAAGAGGGUACGCGGUCACCCCGCAAUGUCUGGUCAGUUAGGUGAGCCGCAGGAAGGCCCGUCACAUGCUGGGCUCGAUCUGCCGAACCCUGAGAGAAAUGAGGCUGGGGUCCAGAGAGGUGUGAUCCGAAGGCGCGGGUCCUGGAUCCAAAAGGUCCUUGAGCAAGCAACGGACUCACCUCUCCAGUGGAUCACCCCGUCGGAGGUUGUGCCUGUCGCUGUUUUGGCCGUCCAGAGGUACCUGUUAGAGGGUGAGGCACGCGACAUGGAAUCUAAACCUCCGCUUUAUUGCUAUGAUGUGACGAUCUCGGACGGGGUGUUCCGUGAGAAGUGUUACCUGGACCCCAGCCUGAAUUUUCUCGUGUAUAAAAAUAUUCUCAAAGUUGGCAUAGAAGUGGAAAUUUCCAGAGUCUCGUGUGUUUACAACGAGAAAAGAUUAGGCCAGGGGAUCCUGUGCAUAGAUAACGUCCACUGUGGGGAGUCCCUGGACUCCAUUUCUUUAGAAAUUCCCUUCAGAAAUAGAGCGCACCGGGAAAUCCCGGAGAGGCCGUUAAGAGGCGGAAAGAGCCAUUACCUGGCCCUGUGGAAUAACGAAGAUCCAUAUGGAGAUAUCUGGUUAAGCAACAAGGAACCUGAGGAGUACAAUUUUAACAAUACCAGAAUAAUUUCCCUUUCUCACCUUGAAACGACCUGGUCUAGCAGAAGGAAUUUUCCUGCAUUGCUUGUGAGAAUCUUGCAUAAAUCAAAACUGCGAUACUAUGGAAAACCCAAUAAAAAGAUGACUGAGCCAUACAAGACCUUUUUGGAAGUUGCUGACAGUUCAGGCACAGUGUCAGCGAUUAUGUGGAAUGCCCUGUGUCCUGAGUGGUAUAAAAGUUUGCACAUUGGUUUAGUUCUUCUGCUUCAAGAUUAUUCUAUUAAAAAGAGUUACCCCUUCAGGAUGAAGCCUCUCCCUGUGAAUCCACGGGUCAAACUAAUUUCUACAAUGGAAAUCUGCCUGAACCUUCGAGAUCCUCCAACUAAUAUAAUUAUCAUUCCAGAAGAGCAGGUGAAAUCAGAAUGGAGAUUGCCAAAAUUAAACUACCGUUUUAUCACAAGAUCAGAACUGGAUGAUAUGCCACAAAAUAGUAUCUGUGAUGUUAUUGGCGUUUUAGUUUAUGUAGGAAGAGUCCAGCGGUCAAAAAAGAAGGAAAGCCGUGAAGAGUUUUGGUCAUAUCGCUGGAUUCACAUUGCUGAUGGGACUUCCGAACAACCAUUUAUAGUGGAACUGUUUUCUACAUCUCAGCCAGAAGUCUUUGAAAAUAUUUACCCAAUGGCACAUUUCAUGUGUACACAGUUGAAAGUUGUCAGAAAUGACACUCAAGUACCUAAACUGCUUUACCUCACUACUACAAAUGAGAGUUGCAUGUUUAUUACUGGUCAUAGAGGCCAGCCGUAUACCAACUAUACCAAGGUAAAAAACUUUUUUCAGUGGAUUAAAACAAAGACCGAUUCUGGGGAAUUGAAGAACACUGUUAUUGGUGGAUAUUACCCCUAUCCACCAGUGCCAGAAACAUUUUCGAAGUAUAAUAUUUCUGUUAAAGUUGAGUCGUUCUUCACAGCUAUAAGUGAAGUGAGGAAGGAGAUUGAAGUCUUGCAGUAUAGGGAAAAAAAGCGCAUUGCAAUUCAGGGGAUAAUUACUGUUAUAAAGUAUGUCCCCUAUAGCGGUGCAACUGAAAGUGCCUCAGCAUCUGAAACACUACGGAAUGCUGACCGACCCUCAACAUCCCAAGCAGCUAGAAGAGAAAGUCAAAGUCAAGAAAGAGAUGGAAAACCUCAAGAUGAUGGUCCUGUGAGUUCUCAGUGUUGUCAUACUACAUCUGCAAGUUUGAGCCCUCCCAAGAAAAAAAGAACUCUACAAGGACUAAUUCCUGUACCUCAGCCAGAAACUGCUGCACAAACAAAAGGAAAUAAACCAGGCAUGCCAAGCAUCUUCCAACGUCGAGAAAGCACAAGCACUGGUAGCAAAGGGAAAGCCAGAAAAACUAUAAGUGAUAAAUGGGAAAGUCAGACGUGGAGAGAGAAAAAGUUCGGCUUAAUAGAUCACCUAGAGUACGGCUGUAUUUAUCCUGAAAGUAUUCCACGGAGAUUUGUUUUAGAACACAGAAAUUUUCUUACUGAGCAGUAUAAUUCUCAGCCUGCAAAAUACAUACCACAAGAAGGAAGGCCCCCAAAACUUUAUGAGUUUAAGAGUGCCCUAGUCCUUGGACAUUAUGAAGUAACCAUCUUAGGUCUGAAUCAUGAGAUAGCAAUCAGUGUUGCAUUCCUCCCCGAGUAUUCUCCGGAAGAUGUCCGAACAUCUCAAAUAGGCACAUUAUUAACCUGCAUGAAUUACAGCUGUGUGCUUCCAAAGGAAUUAACUGGCAAUGACAAAUUGCAAGGUCCAAGAGCACUUACAGGUGAUAUUAUAAAAGCAGCAGCUGAACUGGAUAAAGUGCAUAUCGUCGGUAUCUUGGAUAUCUGUAAUUUAGGUAAAAAUAAAACAGAAGUCUAUUUACACAAAAUUUAUAGACCAGAUAAAACUUCUUAAAAAUUGGCAAAUGAAAUUAUUAAAGGUUAUAAAGAGGGCAUUGUUUUAAAGAUAUUCUGUCAUUUUGUUGGUAAUUUCAGUAACUGUUUCUCAGAAAGAAUAUUACAAGUUAAGUGGUUUUAUGUUCAUCUUGUAUUUGGAGCUAACACACUUCAUUUUAAAUUCAUUCUUUGGAAAGGUCAUUGAAACAAUUUGUGUGUAUCAGGAAAAUUCAUCUUACUUCUUUCUAUAUGACUGUUAUCUUGACUUGUGAUAAUUUGUGUUCACUGUUCUAUUUGUGAAGUAUACUUUUAUCCUAAAGCCUCAGCAUAAGGCAUCCCAACUUAAGAUUAACUUUUCAUGGACAUUUAACAUCCUUCCAUUUUUAUUCGGCUAUAAUGGGAAAUUUUGAAUUGCUGAUUUGAGGAUUAAAUUCUCCUAAAGUGGUCAACCUGAAUUUCUCAAAACCAAGGUAGUUUCUAUCAUUUUCAAAAGCACACAUGGAUUGUUAUGUUCCAUUUGCCUUGGUCUUUAGUUUGGUCAGCUGUACAAAGAGCAUGCUAAAUUAAAUUGUUUUAAGGUUUUCUACUCCCUAAUGUGACUUCAUAUCCUUUGAAUUUCUAAAUGUUUUGACCAGUGUGUGGUCUUAAAGCCAGAGGCUACAGUAUGUCUGUAUUCUUGCUAUGUUCAUUUGUAAUUUUGGUACAUGUAAUGUGAGUUUAAAUAGUGAAAAUUUAUCUCAAAUUAACAUUUUAAGUGCUCAUAUUGAAAGUAUAAAAGAGUAGCUAAGGGAAUUGAUUUUAUCCUGGUUGUCUAUCUUACUUCAUUUUAACUGUAAAUGGCCAUUCCACAUGUGCAAGAUUCUGUGAUUGACAUCUACGUGGUUAGUUAGAUGAGCCAAAAUGACCAUCACUUGAGUUAAAAAGUACUGUUUCAAGAUGAAUUCGAUUGUGGUUAAGCUAUUAACUUGUAGGCUUCCUUCUAGCCCUGUGGUUCUGUAAUUUCAUAUGCUAUACAUUUUAAAUAUGUUGGGCAUCAUGAACCUAAAGACAGAUGCUACAGUUUUUUCAUAAAUGUGUUCAAUCUUUUGUUCUUUAAAAUUGUGUUUAAACAUUAAUCAAAAUAGGGAAUCCUUCUCAUGUUAAAAUUUUGAGUGGGGGCUUCCCUGGUGGCGCAGUGGUUGAGAAUCUGCCUGCCAAUGCAGGGGACACGGGUUCGAGCCCUGGUCUGGGAAGAUCCCACAUGCCACGGAGCGGCUAGGCCCGUGAGCCACAACUACUGAGCCUGCGCGUCUGGAGCCUGUGCUCCGCAACAAGAGAGGCCGCGACAGUGAGAGGCCCGCACACCGCGAUGAAGAGGGGUCCCCGCUCGCCACGGCUAGAGAGGGCUCUCGCACGGAAGUGAAGGCCCAACACAGCCAAAGAUAAACAAGUAAAUUAAAAAAAAAAAAAAAAAAAAAGACAAAAAAAAUUUUUGAGUGUAUUAUUAAAGAAGUUAAAACCUAUCUCACUUUGAAUGUAUUUGAUGUUUUUCCUUCAUAUUUUUGGCCUAUGUUAGACCUACACGUGCUUGCUAAAUGAGCCAAUAUGAUUCUUCCAUAUGGGUUGAAAACUGUUGUUUAUCAAACAGAAUCUGGGCUUUCGUAUUAAGCUAUUAUAAACUUUAACAGGCAAUUCAGUUUUAGUGCCUCAUAAAAGUUGGAGAAGGGAAAAAGUUAAUACUUAAAUGGCUAUUGACUAAAAAACCUCAGGCCGAGACUGCAAAACUACACACUUUAACAGGUGUAAUUUUUGUCCUUAUAUUGAAUGAGAAAUAUGAACUCAUUAUUAAGAUUUAGGAUCUUUAAAAACAACUUCCAUGGCAAUUUGUUUUAUAUUAUAGUAAUGUUUCUAUCCAAAUUUGGAGUUAAACAUCUGUGUCCACAUUUCCAGUUUAUGGCAAAAUUGGAUAGCUACUGUGGCAGUUUCCUAAGAAAAAUAGCAAACUACAUCAGAAGACCUUAUCUUCAAGUGACAGUAUGUGUUGAUUCUUUCCAAAGCAACACAAAUAUACUACUGUGGUGUCACUUUUAUAUUAACAAAUCAGUCAGUAAAUUAUGAAAUAUUACAUAGUCUACCACAAGACCACAAUCUUUCACUGAAGUUUCUAAUUUUAGAUGGUACAUGAGAUCUACACAUUGAAAUCCUUUGAUAAACUAUUAAAAGAAGAAUCUGAGUACAUGUUUAUCCUACCACUUUUAUUUCUUUGUUGGAAUUAUCCUGCAUUAAUUUUAUUCAUAUUAAGACAAGGACUUUUAAAAAAUUUGAAACCCUUAUUUGGUGACACUAAUAAUAUUUGAUGUUUUUAGCUAGAUACCUUCUGCCAACAUGGACUAUAGAUUAUAACCAAUUCUAUUAUUCUGAAGUCAUUUAUAUGGUUUAUAAUUGAGCUGGUUGCUAUUUUACUAGUUACCUUUUCAGGUACAGUUCCU
This is a messenger RNA of Balaenoptera acutorostrata (minke whale), 5087 nucleotides long. It is a transcript of the gene RADX, whose product is annotated as RPA1 related single stranded DNA binding protein, X-linked. Gene Ontology annotation, biological process: regulation of DNA repair. Gene Ontology annotation, molecular function: single-stranded DNA binding. Lineage: Eukaryota; Metazoa; Chordata; Mammalia; Artiodactyla; Balaenopteridae. Gene Ontology annotation, cellular component: replication fork. The transcript has 14 exons. The coding region runs from base 95 to 2638 and encodes 847 amino acids. The record is from RefSeq and is a predicted model, not a curated record.